Coniophora puteana RWD-64-598 SS2 is the source of this 294-nucleotide messenger RNA. RefSeq lists its product as uncharacterized. The coding region runs from base 1 to 294 and encodes 97 amino acids. The record is from RefSeq and is a predicted model, not a curated record. The transcript has 3 exons. Lineage: Eukaryota; Fungi; Basidiomycota; Agaricomycetes; Boletales; Coniophoraceae.
AUGGACAACAUCAUGGACAACAUUCGUCUCUGUGGCUCACGGCUGGAUCGGUGCCGCGAGCUUUUAUACGAGCUCUCUGUUACUCACGGAACAAUCGCUGCACAAAGAACUCCCAUGUUUAGAGACCGGUUGAUUAAUGCAAACGCAAACCAACGCCGCCUUGAGGCCAAACCUCCUCGUGACGCGGUGCUUACCACUGGUCACUUGAAGCUCACAACAAAGCUCCUUGAAGAAAUCGAGCAUGAGCAUCGCAAAGCACGGGCAGAGAACUUGGGCUUGAAUAGGAGUCAGUAG